Molecule: messenger RNA, 1179 nt
Organism: Miscanthus lutarioriparius
Lineage: Eukaryota; Viridiplantae; Streptophyta; Magnoliopsida; Poales; Poaceae
Source: the annotation of a GenBank genome assembly
AUGGCGUCAUCUUCCUCCGUCCGCCUUCAUCACCUGCCGUUCACCUCUCGCCGGUCGCCUACUCCAACCAAUCUCCAGUUGUGCGCGACGAGCUGCCAGUGGCGGCAGCUUCCCGUUCCCGGCGCGGCACCUCCUUCGCUCCGCCUACGCGCCACGGGUGCCUCACAGCCGCUUGGCAGUGACAGCAACGCCCUGUUAUCCCGCGGAACCGAGGAGGUCGAGAAGGUGGAGGAGGAGCUGAAGCCUGCGCCCCGGCUCAAGAUCGCCGUGGUCGGGUUCGGCAACUUCGGGCAGUUCCUGACGCGCACGCUGGUGGCGCAGGGGCACACGGUGCUAGCGCACUCCCGGUCCGACCACUCCGCCGUGGCGGCGUCCAUGGGCGUGCGCUUCUUCCCGGACCCACACGAUCUCUGCGAGUGCCACCCGGACGUGGUGCUCCUGGCCACCUCCAUCCUGUCCGCCGAGUCCGUGGUCCGGUCGCUCCCGCUGCACCGCCUCCGUCGCGACACCCUCUUCGCCGACGUCCUCUCCGUGAAGGAGUUCCCCAAGCGGCUCCUCCUGGGCGCGCUCCCGGAGGAGAUGGACAUCAUCUGCACGCACCCGAUGUUCGGGCCGGAGUCGGCGCGCGACGGCUGGGCCGGCCUCCCCUUCAUGUUCGACAGGGUGCGCGUCCGGGACACCUGCUCGGCGCGCCGCGCCCUUGCCGAGGCGUUCCUCGGCGUGUUCGCACAGGAAGGGUGCCGGAUGGUGGAGAUGUCGUGCGCCGAGCACGACGCGCACGCCGCCGAGACGCAGUUCCUGACGCACACCGUCGGGAGGAUGCUGGCGGCGCUGGAGCUCCGGGCGACGCCAAUCGACACCAGAGGGCACGAGACGCUGCUCGGGCUGGUGGAGAACACGUGCAGCGACAGCUUCGACCUCUACAACGGCCUCUUCAUGUACAACAACAACUCCACCGAGCUGCUCAACCGCCUCGACUGGGCCAUGGACGCCGUCAAGAAGAAGCUCUUCGACGGCCUCCACGACGUGCUCCGGAGGCAGCUGUUCCACGUCGGGGAGGGGGAGGGCGGAGCGGAGCGCACGGAGGUGCUGGCGGUGGUGCCGGGCAGUGGUCCGGACAACGAUGACGGGCGCGCGACGGCGAUGGCGACGAUCAAGUCGGGAGAGGAGAAUAAUUGA